UAUUAUUAUUAUAUUUUAUGGUUUCCAACAGGAUUGAAAAAACGUACAAGAAAAGCCUUUGGGAUACGGAAGAAAGAGAAAGACACUGACUCAACAGGUUCGCCCGACCGAGAUGGAAGUAGGAAGAGCAACGGAGCUCCCAAUGGAUUCUACUCCGAGAUCGACUGGGAGCGUUAUAAUUCCCCAGAGGUUGAUGAUGAAGGUUACAGCGUCAGACCAGAUGACAAAUCAGCACCUACCAAAGAGAAGCACUUUUACUCCUCGAGCGAAUCGGAGUCGGAGGAAGAUCACCGUAAGAAAUUCACCGUCAACAUCCGGCCGCUGCCCCCCGUGGACGCCCCUCCCUGCGUGGCCCCCAGCGUGGACGAGCUGAAGGCUUCCGUGGGCAACAUCUGCCUCUCACCGUCCCCAGUGAGGAGAAGUCCGAGACGGAGCCCGGGGUCCAUCAAAAGAAAUUUAUCUUGUGAAGAAAUCGCUCGCCCCAGACGAUCAACCCCCACUCCCGAGCUCGUCAGUAAGAAGGAGCCAGAGGACCCAGUCUCUCUGGCUCCUCUCUUCGGCCCCCCAUUGGAGUCAGCGUUCCACACUCUCAAAUCAGAAGGAGUCAUCGACCAACCGGAGAUCUGGGCUCCCGUCUCGGCCGACGAUCCCCAAAAUGAGUUGUCGUCCUCAGCACUGUGCUUUCCGACCGGAGCACCUCCUCCGCUGCCUCCGAAAAAUGUCCCGGUCAGCCCGCCCCGCACAACGUCACCCUCAGCGGACGGAUCAGGUUCCUCGUCUCCGGCUCGGCCCGCGACCCCCUCUGGUGGACGGAGCAGCACCCCUCCCCCGCCCCCACCGCGCCCUACCUCCCGGCCAAAGCUUCCCCCUGGAAAACCCGGCAUCAGUGACAUGUCCAGACCGUUCAGCCCUCCCAUCCACUCGUCCAGCCCUCCCCCAGUGGCACCUCUAGCCCGGGCUGAAAGCACCUCCUCCAUAUCCUCCACCAACUCGCUGAGCGCUGCCACCACCCCGACUGUCGAGAAUGAUCAGCCCUCCUUGGUAUGGUUUGAUAGAGGCAAGUUUUAUUUAACUUUCGAUGGAGCCUCGCGAGGUCCCAGCCCACUGACCAUGGGGGCCCAGGACACGCUCCCGGUCGCUGCCGCCUUCACCGAGACCGUCAACACCUACUUCAAAGGAGCAGAUCCCAGCAAGUGUAUUGUGAAGAUCACGGGGGAGAUGGUGCUGUCCUUCCCGGCAGGAAUCACCAGGCACUUUGCCAAUAACCAGUGUCCCGCAGUCCUCACCUUCUGCAUCACCAACUGCACCAGACUCGAGCACAUGCUCCCCAACCCCCAGUUGCUCUGCAGCAGUUCUUCUCAAGACGAGGGCAGCAGCAGGGAGUUCUGGGUGAAUAUGCCCAAUCUAAUGACGCACCUAAAAAAAGUGGCUGAGCAGAAACCAUCGGCCACAUAUUAUAACGUGGACAUGUUAAAGUACCAGGUCUCCUCACAGGGUGUCCAGUCCACACCAUUGAACCUUGCAGUCAGUUGGAGGUGUGAGCCCACCAGCACUGACCUGCGCAUCGACUACAAGUACAACGCGGAUGCCAUGGUCACGCCCGUGGCUCUCAACAACGUCCAGUUCCUGACCACGGUGGACGGACGGGUGGCCAAGCUACAGGCAGUGCUGCCCCCUGCUGUCUGGAGUGCAGAGCAGCAGAGAAUCCUGUGGAAAAUCCCGGAUAUAUCCCAGAGAUCGGAAAAUGGAGGUGUGGGCGCGCUCCUGGCCAGGUUCCAGCUGUCUGACGGCCCCAGCAAACCCGCCACCCUGGCCGUGCAGUUCACCAGUGAGGGCAGCACGCUGUCAGGGGUGGACAUUGAGCUGGUGGGAGCAGGUUACAGGUUCUCCCUCAUCAAGAAGAGGUUCGCAGCAGGGAAGUAUAUGGCUGAUAACUGACUUGGUUUCCACACAGCCCGGCAUUGACCCUGGGAGCAGAUGUUUAAACACAGGCAGGAGCUAUUUGGUUGAGCUGGGGAAAAAAAAACCUCACAAACGAACUUUAACUUGCACCAAACUUAUAUAUAAAACCUUCUCUGUUCUGUGUGGAGCAGGCGAUUUGCUGUGACUCCACGUUCCUGCAGUAUUAUUAUCUGAUCGAUGUGACAUUGGUAACAAUUCGUAUUUUACAGUGUAAUAAAUGUAUUUGUAAUUUGGUAUUAAUAACCCACCUCACC
This is a messenger RNA of Callorhinchus milii (elephant shark), 2216 nucleotides long. RefSeq names its product SH3GL interacting endocytic adaptor 1a (gene sgip1a). The record is from RefSeq and is a predicted model, not a curated record. Gene Ontology annotation, cellular component: clathrin-coated vesicle; plasma membrane; cytoplasm. NCBI's taxonomy places the organism in Eukaryota, Metazoa, Chordata, Chondrichthyes, Chimaeriformes, Callorhinchidae. The annotation marks the transcript as partial. The transcript is spliced from 22 exons. Gene Ontology annotation, biological process: clathrin-dependent endocytosis; clathrin coat assembly.